Fomitopsis serialis is the source of this 1013-nucleotide messenger RNA. Its product is annotated as DUF1077-domain-containing protein. NCBI's taxonomy places the organism in Eukaryota, Fungi, Basidiomycota, Agaricomycetes, Polyporales, Fomitopsidaceae. The transcript has 4 exons. Gene Ontology annotation, biological process: protein folding in endoplasmic reticulum. Gene Ontology annotation, cellular component: EMC complex. The record is from RefSeq and is a predicted model, not a curated record. The coding region runs from base 304 to 828 and encodes 174 amino acids.
GCCCGCACACAACGCCUGCCCUGAACGGCCUCGCUGUAUUCCUUUUCCGGGAUUAACCGUCCGCUUAUGGACCUUAUCCCCCACUUAUCACACCCCGCGCCGGGUUAUCGGGGGUUAUCGGGCUGUCUUGGGAAAGCGUGCUACCCCGCCCAGGACGAGUGCCACCCAUACUGUGCCUUACUGGCAACUGCGCUCACAGCAUUGUGGCCUCGAACAAGAGCGCUGUGCUACGAACAGCAGGGGCUGAGACUGAUUCAGUUGAGCAAGACAGGAGUCGCUGCGAUACCGUAACCUACGACCGCUAUGGCGAACACGACAACCGUGAUGGACCCGUCCAAGUGGAAGAACCUGCCUCCGCCGCCAAGCUUCAGUGCGCUGCAUUCAUCGCACAAGUCGCAACCCAAAUCUUCGCAAGCCGCGUCGAAGCAGUCGUAUGAAAGCCUGAAGACGAAACGCGCAUGGGACUUCGCCAUCGCCCCAGCGAAGUCGCUGCCCAUGCAGGCGUUCAUGCUCUACAUGUCCGGCGGCGGCGUGCAGAUCUUCAGCAUGGGCAUCGUCUUCAUGCUCCUCAGCAGCCCCUUCAAGAACAUCGCCACCAUGAACACGGCGUUUGCCCCCUUCGCGCCGAGCUCAGCGCCCCCAAAGGCGUUCUCGACGCUCGCGCUCCAGAAGGUCGUGUAUGUCCUGUGCAGCAUCCUGACGCUGGCACUGGGGCUGUGGAAAUGCCGUUCAAUGGGCCUCCUUCCCACGGGCACCGGAGACUGGCUCGCGUUUGAGACGAGAGGACAGGUAUGUUGUCUUCUCAUCUCGAGACCGUUAGCCCGUUGACAUGAUGUGACUACAGCCCCCAGAAAUCGUCCUGAUGUGAUCUAUCCUAGCCUCUUGAUCUUGCGGCGUCGCCCCCAUAACUGUAACCUACCAAUGCGGAUCAUACCAUGCAUUCAGACGAAUGCACUCGGAAUUCGAGGGCUCCAACUUUAAGCAGCAGGCCACAAGGUUCGCAGAGCGCAAUG